Molecule: messenger RNA, 252 nt
Organism: Dibothriocephalus latus
Lineage: Eukaryota; Metazoa; Platyhelminthes; Cestoda; Diphyllobothriidea; Diphyllobothriidae
Source: the annotation of a GenBank genome assembly
AUGAGCAAUGCUGAUUGGAUAGAUGGUCCCUUGCAACAGGAACCGCCGAAAGACUUUAAGCCGCAAGCGCUAGAUCCAGAACCGGCAGACCUCAAGCCGACUCCUUAUGCCUAUGUGGCUCAGUUGGACAUGGACCACGCAAUCCUUCCGGGUGAUCACACAUAUGAGGUGAGAAUCCAUUGGUAUCUUUCGAUCUCAUCAGCCUCAUCAUGCUUGAUGCUUCUGCCGCCGACGUUGAGGAAAUUGACCUGA